Molecule: messenger RNA, 257 nt
Organism: Camelina sativa (false flax)
Lineage: Eukaryota; Viridiplantae; Streptophyta; Magnoliopsida; Brassicales; Brassicaceae
Source: RefSeq, a predicted model, not a curated record
AUGGAGAUAUCAAGCUUAAAGAUGAUNACACACACACACAAAGAUAUCAUAAGAGAAUUAGGAAUAUCUCUGUUUGAUGAAAAGGCGCAGGAAGACGCAGAGCUACCAAAGAUCAAAAAGGCGUGCGAGAAAUGCCAGCACCCAAAGCUUGUAUACACAACCAGACAGACGAGAUCAGCGGAUGAAGGACAGAAAACAUACUACACUUGCCCCAAUUGUAGUCAUAGAUUCACAAAAGGUUGAGGUUAUAAUCAUCU